Eptesicus fuscus (big brown bat) is the source of this 5177-nucleotide messenger RNA. RefSeq names its product protein kinase cAMP-dependent type II regulatory subunit alpha (gene PRKAR2A). NCBI's taxonomy places the organism in Eukaryota, Metazoa, Chordata, Mammalia, Chiroptera, Vespertilionidae. The transcript is spliced from 11 exons. The record is from RefSeq and is a predicted model, not a curated record. The coding region runs from base 225 to 1469 and encodes 414 amino acids.
CGCCUGCCCGCUGGUCGGUCCCUGGGCGGCGGCGGCGGCGGCACCGGGCCGGCCGUGCUAGCGGCGUGCGGUCGUGCGGCCCGGAGACGCUCAGCCGGCGCGAGGGAGGCCCGACCGCGGUCGCGCGUGAGGAGACCGCGCGGGCACCGGGCGCGAGGCCGGCGUGAGGGAGCGCGGGGCAGCGGCGCUGGCGGCCGGACCCGCCUGUCCUCGCCGCCGCCGGCAUGAGCCACAUCCAGAUCCCGCCGGGGCUCACGGAGCUGCUGCAGGGCUACACGGUGGAGGUGCUGCGGCGGCGGCCGCCCGACCUCGUCGAGUUCGCCAUAGACUACUUCACCCGCGUGCGCGAGGCCCGCGCCCCCGCCGCGGCCGGAGCCCCAGCCCCGGCCCCGGCCCCGGCCCCGGCCCCCGGCCCGCCCGCCGCCCUGCCCUCCGCCGCGCCGGAGCCCGAGGAGCCCGGCCCCGGCGGCGCCGCCGAGCCGGAGAGCGAGUCCGAGGAGGAAGAGGAGGCGGACGUUCCAAUUCCUAGUAGACAUGAUCGGCGAGUAUCAGUCUGUGCUGAGGCCUACAACCCUGAUGACGAAGAGGAGGAUACAGAGCCAAGGGUGAUUCACCCUAAAACUGAUGAGCAGCGAUGCAGACUUCAGGAAGCUUGCAAAGAUAUUCUCCUUUUCAGAAAUCUUGAUCAGGAACAGCUUUCCGAAGUCCUCGAUGCCAUGUUUGAGAAGAUAGUCAAAGCUGAUGAGCAUGUUAUUGACCAAGGAGAUGACGGAGACAACUUUUAUGUCAUAGAACGGGGAACUUAUGAUAUUUUAGUAACAAAAGAUGACCUCACCCGCUCUGUCGGUCAGUACGACAACCGAGGAAGUUUUGGGGAACUCGCUCUGAUGUACAACACCCCGAGGGCCGCUACCAUCGUGGCCACUUCGGAAGGCGCCCUGUGGGGCCUGGACCGGGGGACUUUUAGAAGAAUCAUAGUGAAAAACAAUGCACAAAAACGGAAGAUGUUUGAAUCAUUUCUUGAAUCUGUGCCCCUCCUUAAAUCACUAGAGGUGUCGGAGCGGAUGAAGAUUGUGGAUGUGAUCGGAGAGAAGACCUAUAAGGACGGAGAGCGCAUCAUCACUCAGGGCGAAAAGGCUGAUAGCUUUUACAUUAUAGAGUCUGGUGAAGUGAGCAUCUUGAUUAGGAGCAAGACUAAAGCCAACAAGGAGAGUGGGAGCCAGGAGGUGGAGAUCGCCCGCUGCCAUAAGGGGCAGUACUUUGGAGAGCUUGCCCUGGUGACCAACAAGCCCAGAGCGGCUUCUGCGUAUGCUGUGGGGGACGUCAAGUGCUUAGUUAUGGAUGUGCAAGCCUUCGAGAGGCUGCUGGGGCCCUGCAUGGACAUCAUGAAGAGGAACAUCACCCACUACGAGGAGCAGCUGGUGAAGAUGUUUGGCUCCAGCAUGGAUCUGAUCGACCCUGGGCAGUAGGUGUGCCACACCCCAUCGUCUCAGUGUGACCCAGACCUGACGGUCAGCCGCAGAGCACACGGAAAGCAGACACCACAGAACUGUUGCUGCUGUCGCCCCGCAGCUGCCGGGCUGUGGCCACGGGCAUCAGGAAACUUGAAAGUCAGCACUAAAGGCUGGGUCGAGGUUCAACCCACACCUCCACUUUGCUUCUGAAAGCCUAUUAUUAGACUUGUAGUGAGUAUUCCAACCCAGUUUCACAUCUUUGGUUCAAAAUGGCAUGUCUCUCCAACAAUUUAAGUGCCUGAUACAAAGUCCAAAGUGUAAACAUCUCCCUUCCUCUCCUGCUGCUGCUGCUGCCGCUCUGGGAAGUCACCUCGGGUCUGUGCAGCCGGUAGUAUGACCGUUCACCCCUCGCCCGGCCUUUCUCAAGCGGGGAAACCUGCAGCCUUCCCUCUCGUGUCCUUCGAGGGCGUCCACAUGUGUUCACAAUGGUAGCCUUGGGUUGUACAGGGGGAAAUGCUGGCAGAUGUGCCGGAGGCUGCGGUCCUGCGGCUGGUUCUGCCUGGAACAGCUGUCUCCAAACUCACAGUGAUGCUUAGGGCAGUGAUGGGCAACCUUUCGAGCUCGGUGUGUCAAACUUCGCCAAAAAACCGAGCAUAACUCGGGUAGUGUGUCCCUUUGAGGAGAAAACAUUAUUUCGCAAAUGUUUCAUCCUCGGCAUGCGGCCGCCUCAGCGGCCGUGUGUCAUCAGAAAUGGCUACAUGUGUCAGUGCUGACACGCGUGUCAUAGGUUCGCCAUCACUGGCUUAGGGCACAGCCCUGCCCGGGCCCCGCGGGUCAGCCCCGAGCACGCUGGCCGGUCCUUGGGGCCAUGUUAGAGCAGAGCCUUUGGGUUUGGUACAUCCUUCAGGGAGCAGAGAGGGAAGGUUUUCUGGGUGGGGGGAGUUCUUUUAGUAGAUCUUGUUUUGUUUAAUCUGUGCAGUUUGCAUGAAUAAAUUGCUGUCCAUUUAUAAGGAGCCGGGGUCUGGAGGUGCCAUCACUUUUCCUGACCCAUCACGUUCCUGGCUAUUCCUGCCGUCCUGUUAGCAGGUGCCUCUCCUGGCGCAGGGCAUUGAGCCAGCAGGAGGCUGUACUGCGGAGAGAGCCUUGCCUUCUGUCCAGGCACCACCUGGCUUCGCUGUUGAACCAUCCAUUUUUCAACUCUUUAAAAGAAGCAGCAGCGAUUUUUUGAAAUUACAACAGUAUUUCUCUAUUUAGGAAUUCCCCUUGGAUACGUUCAUAUAUAUCAGCUUGUCAGCUGACUCAGGCAUUUAUCCUAAAGGUCAACUCUUUGUUAGUUUUCAAAACUCGGCAUCAUUUUCAAUUUUAUAGAAUUACUGCGAAAACCUUUCUAAUUAAGAUAUUAGGAUAUUUGGGGUUCCAGUUGUUAAUCCCAAAGGGAAGUAAUUUAGCUUGUAUUUUAAAACUUUUUAAACCUUUUAAUCAUAAUCAGGUAGAAUUCUGAUGAAUUAUGCUAAUUAACUAGAUAUAUUUCAGAAUGAAAUUUUUUCUUCAGAAUGGCUUCAAAACAGAUGUUAAAAGUGAUCCUAAGAGCAGUGUGAAAUUUGCAUUGCAGCCAAGUUUAUAUUAAAUCAAGAGGCCCUUUCCAAUAUGAUUUUUUAAAAACUUGUAUAACUCAGUAAGCCCCUAGGAGACUACAUGCUGGGGCUUUCGUCGUCCUACUGUGCGCACUGACGGAGCCCACGUGGAGCUGCCACUGUCCACACAGCCAUGCUCUGUUUCUGCCACAGACAGUGGGUCAGGAGGUGGCAGAGUGGUGGCUCGCCACAGGCGGGGCCUGUGCUCCGCUCCGUGGAGGGAAGAGCAGGUGCUUUGCCAGUUGCCCUGGCAGCCUGCACUGCCGCACUCGGGGUCCCGCAGGGUGGUGACUAAUACCCCAAAACAGGCAGCUAGCACCGGGAAGCCGCGUGGUUUCCUCAUGACCUUCCUAGGUGGCUCUUUUCUAUGGGGUUGCUUUCCUGGCCGAUAAGUUAGGAAAGCGGAUCUUGCACUUCAGCGGACAGGAGCCACGCCGCACCCGUGUCUUGCAAAGGUACAGGCACGUGGGCUCCAGGAGUGACACAGGUCUGGCCCCAGACUCUGUCAGGACUCCGUUAAAGCCCUGCGCAGGUGCCCCCUUCGCACCCCCACCCACCCUGCCAGCAUCAGUCAGGGCACUGAGCUCCACGCCAGUCACUCCUCCAGGCUGCCAGGGCGGCGCCUUCUCGUCCUGCCCCCUGGCCCGUCCCAGUGCAGCCUUCCCCGCCACAGAGCCUCCGGGCCCCCGGCUCACUCAGGCUGCGUGUUUUAAAGAGAGUUCAUCAGGGUCACGUCCUGCGCUCAUCACAGAUGCCACGUGGAUCACCCGUCCAGCCCCUCACUGCGUGCAGGGCCCCUUAGGGUCUGGCUUGAAGGAGGGAGACUUUAAAGGGACCGGCGAGGGAGAUGGGACAGAGCGUGACCGAGGUGCCAGGAGCCUGGGCGUCCCAUUCUCUGCAGCACGGGAGUUGGAGGUGGUAGCCAGGUUCCGCUCUGGGCUCCGGGCUCCGGGCCCACCCUGCCCGGCAGGCCCUUCACUGUGGCUGGGCCUCAUGGGGUAGAGCGCGUGUUGGGAAAUGAUCCCUUUGUUCGAUGGUUUUGGAUGUGGAGAAUGUCUGAGUCUCGAGGUGCAGCAUUAUCCUUCCUUCUGGCCCGGUGGGUCAGGAGAUGUGUCACACCCGCUCUCCGAAGGAAGGGGGCAUGAGUCCGACCGCCUGCUCAGUAUCCUCACAGGUCAUUGCGUUAGUGUCAUUGCUGUGGAUUCUCAGAAUCCAGGGUGGAGGUCUGAGCAGUUUAAUGAGCGAGUUGGCAGAGAAGUGGCGAGAAAUGGUCCUCCAGCGGGAGAUGGUAUUCCCCCGCUUACCGCCCAGCUUCUCUGCUCGCCACGGCAGAGUGCUCCGUGAGGGCACACGGCACCGCCCUGUCCUGUCAAGUGUGCAAACAACCCUCUCUCCUUCAGAAACAUUGAAAGAGCAUUUUGCACAGAAAAAGGAAAAGACCCAUGAAUGUCCUCUUUUAUCCUUUGUUUUCAGUUGGAGUUUUUGUUCGUGACGCGCGCUUGAACCAGUCUUUUUCACUAGUUACCUCUUCCUCCUCCUGUCCUGGCUGCUGACGUCCCUCGGUUGUUCUCACGUCUAUUAUGGGAAGCGCCUUCCCAUGGGUGUCCUUUUACACACUGUAGGGCUAUCUUUAUACUUAAAAAAGGUUCUUUUUAAAGAAGACUGUCGCUAACCUCCUGGGGGAUUUGCAGAAAACCAUUUAGCCCACCUUGAGCAAAAGGUAGAUUCCUCAUUAUUUUCUUAAAAGCUCAAUGUAAUAAAAGAAACCUAAUUUGGCAUCAUUGUGCUACCUCAAAGGUCAAAAUGUCUUAAGGUCUCUUUUUGAUCCUGAGUCUGUACAUGGUGUUUGAAAUGUCUUUCAAUUGGGAUUAUUUUUAAAUCAUUGGGAAGAAUUUUAUUUUAAACCGUUUUACACUUGUGUUUUAAUCUUAGAAGAAUGAGUGAUUGGAAAGUGAUUAACUCUUGCUCUGUGGUAUUGAACACAAUUAAAUCAUUGUUUGCCAUAAACAAGGUUGGGUUUUUAAAACGGAAACUCGAGGGGGUGGCUUGGCUCUUGGCUAAUAAAGGCCGACAGGUCUGUCUGACUUUC